UGCGGCAACAAUAAUAAUAUGUUAUGACGCGAGUGUCAAACAGCGGCUAAAUAAUACCGCGACCGAGAAAAUUAGGCAUAGACCUAAUGUUCUUUGCAUAAAUCAUACGAGUUUGUGUGAUAUUUUCAGGCAAGAAUGGCUAAACAAAACUUAUUGUUAGAUUAUCUAACUGCCCAACGUGGUUAAAUUACAUCUGGCUACAAUGAUAAUAUUAUAACUCAAGCAUCGAACAAAGACUUUAUAAUACCGUGAUUAAAACAAUAUUAAGCACAAAUUUUGUAUAUCCUUCGCAUAGGUAAUGCGAAUUUGUGUGAGUGUAUAGCCAUAUUUAUAUUUUUAGACAAUGGCACAGCAACACUCAGACGAUUUCGAUGGGAUUGAUAAAACUGAGAAAAUAUUGACACAGGCGCGUUUCCAGUUCUCACUUAAAUGUCUGGAGAUAGUUAUGGAUCUGAACGAGAAUAAAAUUUUGUCUUUAGUCCAUACAGCAUAUAUGAAGGACUUUUAUUGGUUUACUUGGCAUCCAGUGAUGACACCGAAGCACAUUUAAAAAGUAAACUCGAAUUGCCUGACCAUAUUCUCCAAAAAGAGAUUACAGAUUGCAUAUUACACAGCAUAACGGAGAAAAAAAAGAAGGAUAAGAAAUUGUGCAAUUAUAAUGACAAAAAUAGUUGUUGGAUUACACAUACUAAACGUGUAAAUAAUAUGGCGCAAUGUUUAUUCCAUGAAGAAUUAAAAGUAGUAAAUUUUCACCAGGACUCUAUCAAUUUAAAAAAUCAGAUUAAUAAAUUUCUGAAAAAAAGACAAGAGAUUACGUCUGUACUCCCGUGGAAUUAAAUAAUAUCGACAAAAAUAUGGAAAUUAUUCUGUCAAAUGUAUUUUGUUUAAAAGGCGACACAGUUACAUAUGUUCCUGCAGACGCAUACAAACCGCAAUCAUGGAAAAAACCUAGAACCACCAUAUCAUCGAAACUAAAGAUGUUCAUAUCAGAGUUACCAUUCGCAGACAAGAACUUGUCGCUUAUCCUGCUUUUUCCGGCUAAAAAAUUUCCUAAAUGGAAAAUUGGUGGAACCAUAUUGGAAUUGGUCGAAAGAUUGACGGCCAGAGAAGGAAUCGAUGAGCUUCGCAGAGUAUUAUUAGAUAAUCAAGAGUCGUCAACAAAAAUAUUAAGAGAAGAGAUGUUAUUGUAUCCAGAUUUUUUUAGACUGGAGAACGAACUGGAUAUUAAUGAUUUAUUGAACGAAUUAGGCAUUAAAAGUUUUUUGGAACCCGACAAGAGCACUCUAUCUAAGUUUACUGAUGAAAAUCUGCACCUCGGCGGCGCUAAACAUCGGGCUUAUAUCAAGGUGACACAAAAAACCGUCACUGCCGGCGCAGUCAACAUAUUCUUCACAAAAGAAGAAGGUUCCUUUAAGCCGACUGCAGGCAUUAAUGAUUUUAUAUACAGAGGAAAGAAGUUUCUUUGGUUACUCUAUUGUAGAGAAAGCCACACUAUCCUUUUCAUUGGAUCUGUUAAUGAAGAAGUACCGUUGUCUUCACCCACAGGUUGUUUCGAAAGAAUUCGACGAAUGUUCCGUUAAUUGGACUGCACAGUAUACAUAUAUAUAUAUAUAAU
This is a messenger RNA of Nylanderia fulva, 1615 nucleotides long. Its product is annotated as serine protease inhibitor 88Ea-like. Lineage: Eukaryota; Metazoa; Arthropoda; Insecta; Hymenoptera; Formicidae. Gene Ontology annotation, molecular function: serine-type endopeptidase inhibitor activity. The record is from RefSeq and is a predicted model, not a curated record.